ACAGAGAUUAACAGAUAUCAAGGUAGAGAUGUAAUUUUUAAUUUAUAAUUGCUGAAUUUAAUUUAUAAUUGUAAUUGGGUUGUAUUUAAUAAUGCUAUAUUUAAACAAAAUUGUCUUUGCCAUUAUGUAAAACCCAGCCAUCAAUUUAGUAUUCCGUCAUAAACUUAGUAUCUUGCUAGUCGUCAAAUUCCUUCAGACGAGGCUACUGCACUGUUCUUUGGUAUUAUUGCCAUUUAUCUCUCAGCAGUUUAUUCAGCCUACUAAAAAAAUCUCUUUAAUUGACUUCCAUUCAGAAAGAAAAGUUAAAAUCAGAGAUAAAACCAUAGAAAGUAAAAGAAAGGAUAAAACAACCUUACGUCCAACAUCUGGAAGAUCCUAGGGGAGGAGCUCUGUGCUGCCAUUCGUUUUGGCCAAUCAGAGUGCAAUACAGUCCGAACGGGCAGGCCAAUCAAAUCGCGGGAUUUGCGUCUAGUCUCGGCAUGUUCUCCCUGCUUCUAACCGGGUCCACGUGUACGCAGAGGUAUGUGCUGCUAACAGUGCUAUUGUGUGCAAAUAUGAAGUUUUACCAUAUUAAUAAGCGUUUGUUUUUGUCGAAGUGGUUUACAAUGUAGUGUUGUGUCAGUUAUGUAUUGUUAUUAAACGUAAACGCUACAAAUUACGUUGUUUCUUUGCUAAAAGAUUAGCUAGCCAUUGCUAAAUGACGAUCUACUCCUUUCAUAUUUUUUAUAUAGUCAAAUAUGCAGUUAAUAUUGAUCAUGCAUCUCAAUUGACUUACUUGGUAACUGCAUAUUUUAUUAAGAUUGCACUAUUCUUGAUAUAUUUGUCAUUUAGUUUUUUAGGAGAGAGAUUUCAUGUCAUGAUUCUCAACUUAAUAUGUAGGCUACAUCCUCCACAAAUGUUGAUUGAUACAGUAACUUCUUUUUUGACAGCUGUUAAACUACAUGCUCACAUAAUGUCUGCUUUACCCUGGAAAUACUUCACCAGUCACGGACACGGUGUGGACCAAAACAUCUUGUCAGCCUCAAAAAAAGAAACAACCACUUUUUCUAAUCAAGCUAAAAGAUGUAGACGAUGGAAAAAGAAGAAAAUAAAAGAUUCCACUACUGAAUUGUCAUUUGACCAGAAAGGAGGAAAGAAAAGAAAGUCAGAUGAGCUUCUGGAAAACAAGAUGGGGAGUGUUGACCAUGGAGAUGUUUUGGAAUCUGUAUCUGAACAGUCAAAUCAUGUGCAAUUCAAAAGGCCUAGAUUAACCCCUCAUACACUGAUGAGUGAAGCUGAAUCUGCACUACCUUUCACUGAUAGAUGGGAAGUGGACAGUGGCUUUUCAUCUGAAACCAGCCCUCCCACUAGUGGCAGGAGUUCACCAUGUGUGGGAAUAGACCACUCUAGGCUAGUAGCUCUGGACUGUGAAAUGGUCGGCACUGGACUUGGUGGUCGGUGUAGUGAAGUGGCACGCUGUAGUAUUGUAAAUUAUUAUGGUAGCGUUAUAUAUGAUAAAUAUAUUUUACCUCGGCAUCCAGUCACAGACUACCGCACAAGAUGGAGUGGCAUUAGGAAACAUCAUUUAGCUCAUGCAGUGCCUUUUGAGGAUGCUCAAAAUGAGAUUGCCAGCAUCCUCAAAGAGAAGAUUAUAGUUGGCCAUGCCUUAUUUAAUGACUUCCUGGUGCUUGACAUCUCCGUCCCGCCACGAAUGAUUAGGGAUACCUCUUCCUGUAGCUUGCUGCGAAAGUUGUAUAAUUCUGCUGAAAAAUGCAAAAUUUCUUUAAAGAAACUGGCUCAGACUCUUCUUAAUAGGACCAUACAGACUGGCAGGAUGGGUCACUGCUCUGUAGAGGAUUCCCGUGCUGCCAUGGACCUGUACAAGCUGGUAGGGGAUGAGUGGGAAAAAAGCAUCCUGUCCUGGGUUUCUAACACGGACCGUAAUUCAAACCCCAACAGCUCCCUAAAGCACUACAUGGAAGACCAGUACUGGCCAGAAAGUUCGAUGGUGGAAGACCAGAACCAAACGGAAAGUUCGAUGGUGGAAGACGAGUACUGGACGGAAAGUUUGAUGGUGGAAGAUGAGUACUAGACGGAAAGUUUAUGGACGGCAGUGUCCAAGACCUAGGAUAACGAUGCCAACCUCAAUCCCAGGAAUCGUCUUUGUUCUUUAAUGUUAUUUAAACCUCAAACUUGACAUGUUAACAUUCGGUAAGGAAAGGUGGAAGUGUAAUUUGUAGAACUGUAAUAUUGCACUUGCACUAAAAACGUAUUUAAUAACUUAAACUUUGACUGUAAAAGUUGAUAAUGUUCAUAAAGGGAUUUUAAAGUUAAUAACAGCAUUUUGAAUCUACACAGUCUGUAUUUUAGAGAUUAACUCCAUUUUGAGUUUGUCAUUUGUAUGAUCAAUGUUAUCAACCUGUUAUGAUAUCAAUGAUAUCUGUGAUUAUGCUUUCUGUGAAGUUGCAGAUAGCAUUAUUGUUAUAUUGACAAUGCUCUUCAUCCUGAAAACACUUUUAUGUCAAAAGUUUAAAUACAAAAAUGUCUAAAUAAAGAUUAUGGAUACGAAAU
Pimephales promelas (fathead minnow) is the source of this 2550-nucleotide messenger RNA. Lineage: Eukaryota; Metazoa; Chordata; Actinopteri; Cypriniformes; Leuciscidae. The record is from RefSeq and is a predicted model, not a curated record.